Molecule: messenger RNA, 2079 nt
Organism: Symbiodinium sp. CCMP2592
Lineage: Eukaryota; Dinophyceae; Suessiales; Symbiodiniaceae
Source: the annotation of a GenBank genome assembly
AUGUUGCCUCCACGAUUGGCGCAGUUCAUGCAAAGCUUUGGCUUGCUGUUGCAACGAACACCGGACGUCAAGCGAGCCGCGCGGGCCGUGCCACACACCCCAACCACGGUGCAGCCAGCCCCAGGGGCGAAGGAGAGACGAAACCUGACUCAUCAAGGCCGGCUGAGGAGCCUGAGGACUCGGAACCGGGAGCCGCCGAGCAGAGCGAAAACGGGUCCAACGACAAAGAGCGGCCAAGACGCGGCCGACGGCGAAACACCUGAGGUCAGCGAAGUGACCCCACGCGACAGCACACACAAGCUGACGGCUCGCACGAGGAAGCAUCGCACGGGCAACUUGGAACCUGAAGCUUUGCCUGACGGGGAGCAAGCCAAUGCGAAUGCCUUUGGCACGAACCUUAUCCAAACGGGCCUUCUCGGCAACAGCCUGCCGCCGCCAAGGAAGGCCCAUGACCGCCCCAAGGACUUCGCCUUCACCUUUAACCGCCGGGUGGCGGCCGUGCAACGAAGCCGCCGCAGCCGGCGUGCGGCCCCAGAUCUGGGUUUUCUCGGCAUUCGUGCACAUGCCGGAGAUGGUGCUAAACUCAUCCCACUCAGAGACAACGGCAAGAACACGCGGAAGAGCGGUACCGACGCAAGUACGGUCAUCGAGGAAGAGGACCUGCUUGACAUCGGGGAAGCGAGACUGACUGCGAGAAAAGACAGGCUGGAGAGCCGCCGCCAAAGCCAAAGGAGCAAAGGGAUCUCCUUGCGGCAGCCCACGAGCACCGUGGAGGGCCUCGUGGGCGACGCAACCACCAACGCAAGUCCAACGGAUCUGCCCACGCCACUGGUGCUGCAGAAGAGUCAACGCCGGACCUUCCAAACCCCAUUGCCGGAGAGCAUGAAGAGCAACCUCGGGCUCCAGACUAUCAAACGCCUUCAAGAUGCCGCUCGAGAAACCUGCCAGGCAGUGCUGCACACGGAUCCCCGACAGUUGCUGGAGACACUGGAAGCUCAAGGGGGCCACGAUGAAGUUUCAGCUCGAGCAUUGGAGGUUAGCCGCAAGUUGUUCGACUUUGCGGGCAUGGCCGAUUCUAUUGGGAAUGCGGCGCAAUGGUGCCAGGACACAGUGAACCAGGUGCAAAGCAAGGUUGUGGGAGUGCAGGAAGCGGCAACUUUGAUCCAGGGUGCGAAUGGGUAUGUGCAAGAAGGCACGCAGCUUACUGGACAAGCCUGGGACAGCAUGAAAGGACUGGGCGACAAGAUGGGCACAAUCUACAAAGAUUUCGAGCCGCUUCAACCGGCUUUUGCCAGUGCCAGUGGUGCGACACAGAUCACCACGGAUCAAAACUUUCUGUCCAAGUUGGUGCACUGCAUCCGGGAGAUCAUCAGCAGCAACAGCAUCCUUGACAUCCUCGGGUCGUCGCUCGAGAAGGUGACCCACAUCUUCACACAGAUCAAGGACACCGUCAUGAGCAUUAUGUCGAAGCUUGGAAGCCGAAGGCUGCGGCAGGCCGGGGAGGAGGGCCGGCGCCUUCUGGAUUACAGUCAGCUGCUUGAUGGAAUUGAUUUUGAAUGGAUCGGAAGCAAGAUCACAGGCUUUGUGAAGACGAUCAAAACUCAAUCAGAAAAUUUGGUUGACAUUGAUACCGUCCUGGGCCCAAUGCUGGCCCACAUGGACAAGACCGGCCAGUCUGUACGACGCUUGGAUUUCGUGACCGAGGCACAGAGCUCCAUUUCAGGCGCUGUCUCACUGAAGGAGCAAGCCGAGAAAAACAGCCGGGCCAUCGGCAAGAUCAUACCGACAUGGCAAGCUGUUGAGGGCACUGCGGUCAGCAUGUGCCCGUCAGUGCUGGCAACGAAGGACACCAUUGGCCACCUGCAGUGUCGGACGACGGAGUUCGUGAGCAAAGCCGGUCUCUCCUCCUGGGUCCCAUCGCAGGUGACGGACAUCGUGGGAAACUGUCCAGCCAAGUUGCCGACGACGGAGGAAGCUGUGGCGCAGGGCUGCCCGGAGAAGGCCCAGUCCGCCAACGUCAAGGAUGUACUCGGAGCCUCGCCAGGGAGUCAAGGGCCGGGUACGAGGGGGAGGGUUUAA